This is a messenger RNA of Pelecanus crispus (Dalmatian pelican), 1141 nucleotides long. The record is from RefSeq and is a predicted model, not a curated record. NCBI's taxonomy places the organism in Eukaryota, Metazoa, Chordata, Aves, Pelecaniformes, Pelecanidae.
AUCCACUCGGACUCGGAUGAGGGAGACGGCUCCAUCAAGUACACUAUCUCCGGGGAGGGCGCAGGGACUAUCUUCCUCAUCGAUGAGAUCACAGGUGACAUCCAUGCCACCGAGCGCCUGGACCGGGAGCAGAAAACCUUCUAUACGCUGCGGGCUCAGGCCCGCGACCGCCCCGAGUCAGAGUUCAUCAUCAAGGUGCAGGACAUCAACGACAGCGAGCCGCGCUUCCUGGAGGGGCCCUACAUCGGCAGCGUGGCUGAGCUGCCCCCCAUCGGCACCUCUGUGAUGCAGGUGAUGGCAUCUGAUGCUGAUGACCCCACAUACGGGAGCAGUGCCCGGGUAGUCUACAGUGUGCUGGAGGGCGAGCAGCACUUUACUGUGGACAGUAAAACAGGUGUGAUCCGGACAGCCGUGGCUGACCUGGACCGUGAGACGCAGGACCGGUAUGAGGUGGUGAUCCGCGCAACGGACAUGGCAGGACAGCUGGGUGGCCUGUCUGGAUCCACCACAGUCACCAUCGUAGUCACUGAUGUCAAUGACAACCCACCACGCUUCCCUCAGAAGAUGUAUCAGUUCAGCAUUGUUGAAACUGCCCCUGUGGGCACCGCCAUCGGGAGGGUGAAAGCAGAGGACUCUGACGUCGGGGAGAACACGGACAUGAUGUAUCAGGUGAAGGAUGAGGAAGGGGUGGAGGUGUUCAAAGUCAUCACGGACAGCAAUACCCAAGAGGCUGUCAUCACGGUACAGAAGCCGCUUGACUACGAGUCGAAAAAAGUGCACACUGUCGUGGUGGAGGCCCUCAACAAGUUCGUGGACCCGCGGUUCGUGGACCUGGGCACUUUCCGGGACCAGACCAUUGUGCGGGUCUCGGUGCUGGAUGUCGAUGAGCCCCCCGAGUUCCGGCCCCCCUCCAACCUGAUGGAGGUCCAGGAGGACGCACACGUUGGCUCUGUCGUGGGGGUGGUCACCGCCCUUGACCCAGACACAGCGAACCAUCCUGUCCGGUAUGCCAUUGACCGCAGCACAGACGCAGAGAGGAUCUUUGACAUCGAUGCCAACACGGGUGCCAUUGUGACAGGAAAGGUCCUGGACCGGGAGACGGCAGGGUGGCACAACAUCACUGUCCUGGCGAUGGAAGCAG